Nicotiana attenuata is the source of this 1451-nucleotide messenger RNA. Its product is annotated as iron-sulfur assembly protein IscA-like 2, mitochondrial. The record is from RefSeq and is a predicted model, not a curated record. Gene Ontology annotation, cellular component: mitochondrion. Gene Ontology annotation, molecular function: 4 iron, 4 sulfur cluster binding; 2 iron, 2 sulfur cluster binding; iron ion binding. NCBI's taxonomy places the organism in Eukaryota, Viridiplantae, Streptophyta, Magnoliopsida, Solanales, Solanaceae. The coding region runs from base 153 to 629 and encodes 158 amino acids. The transcript has 4 exons. Gene Ontology annotation, biological process: iron-sulfur cluster assembly.
AUCCAUUAUUCAAUUGAGUCGGGUACAAGAAAGAAAGCUUCCAACACAACUUGUCAUCUUCAAUUCGUCCACGAAUCCAUAUCGUUUGCUUCCAGAACCAUCGACGAGUUUGGCAAUCUCAUUUUCUUCUGUAGAUGACAAAGUUGUAGGCUAUGGCAUCGUCGUCGUCGAGUUCUCUGAUUCGUCGAAUUGUUCCCUUUUUCACCACUCGGAUUCGCCAAAAUUACCGCCUUUUGAAUUCUUCUGCUUCUUCUGCUCUAUCUCAACCCCAAUCCCAAUCCCAAGUCGAAGCUCCCGAUUCCGUUUUAAUGACCGAGAGCUGCGUUCGUAGGAUGAAAGAGUUGCAGGCUGGUGAACACCAAGAGAAGAUGCUUCGUUUGAGUGUUGAAGCUGGUGGUUGUUCGGGGUUUCAAUAUGAAUUCUCUCUAGAUGAUAAGACCAAUUCUGAUGACAGAAUUUUUGAGCGUGACGGAGUUAAAUUGGUCGUGGAUAAUGUAUCAUAUGAUUUCAUCAAAGGUGCAACUGUUGAUUAUGUUGAGGAGCUGAUUCGCUCUGCUUUUCAGGUGUCUACCAAUCCUAGUGCAGUGGGUGGAUGCAGUUGUAAAAGUUCAUUUAUGGUGAAGCAGUAAAAUGGCACAUUCAGCCAAAUAAUCGCCAUUCCAAUGAGCAGGACAUGGUUUAUUAAUCCUUCUGGUGUCUAAUAUCUGUUCAUCAUAUACUUGUGGUAGCAAGACCUGCAUUAUGAGGCAUUUUUCCGAAUUUGUACUCAAGAGAUCAUAGGUUCUUUUGUACAUGUCAAUUCUUUUGUCUUGUUGGAGCUAGUUGGAGGGUAGAAUGGUAUUGUUAAACUAGGCAGCGCAAUAAUUCCAGCUGAAGAGAUGCUAUUCAGCAUUUGACAAGGAAAAUUGAAGUGAAGAUGCUUCAAUCAGAACACAUCUUACUGGUGGCAUUCCCUGUAGGCUGUAGCUAUUGUUAUGAAGGUCCUGAGAGCAUGCAUACUAGAUAGUGUCGCCAUCCACUAUGGUAGAAAAGUUUGAUGAAGCAAAGCUUUAUGUUUCUGUAUGAUGCUUGACCACUUUAUGUUUCUGUAUGAUGCUUCAAAUCUAUGUUCAUGUUGAUGGAACCUAUGUUGCGCGGACUUUCCAACAUGUAGCCGCACCCGUGUCGGAUCCUUCAAAAAUGCAUUACUUUUGGAGGAUCUGACACGUAUCCGGCCACAUUUUCGGAGAGUCCGAGCAACAUAGGAUGGAACAAUGCUCAGGUGAUGGUCUAAAAGUGGUACCAAAGAUUGGGUGAAAUGCCAAUAUGAAGGAGCUACUCACACCAAAGCUAGUAAUUGUUGUCAAAAAUGUUACAUUUCAUACCACUAUUGUCUGUCGAUACUGUCUGUCUUAAGUUUUUCUACUUAACGCUUCAAUUAUCAUAAAUGAGCACCCACUUAGUCUUUCUCU